AUGCCUCAAGAAGUUAUUGAUUUCAACAAUGUCGAACAAGCAGUGCGAUGGAUAAUCUUUUAUCUAGAGGAACUAAGCAAUACGGGACACAAGAGCAUCUAUUUUGAUGGAUGGCGUGGGUUGGCUGCAUCGGCAGUGCUUAGGAGAAUAGCUGAAGACCCUCCACCAUCUCUGCAGAAAAAAUUUGACAAGAUUAUCCAUAUCGAUUGCUCGAGAUGGAAAAGCCGAAGAGCACUCCAGAGGACAAUUGCACAACAAGUGAAGCUUCCUAAAUGGGUAAUGGAUAAUUUUGAUACGCAAGACGAUGAAGAUGAUUUCCGUGGGAUAGAUGAAGGCUCGAGAGAUGAAAUAGAAUGUGUUGGGAGAGAGAUCAUUCAGAUCCUUUUGGGGCAAAGAUGUUUAGUGGUAUUUCAUAAUGGAAGCAAUGAUAUGGUUAAUUUAAGAGAUUAUGGAAUUCUUCAAGGGAAAUUUUUUGAUACUACAUUAUUGUGGACAUUUCGAGGAAGGUUUCGGCUAUACCCAGGAAUUGGUAGAAAGGUGGAUCAUUCCCAUCUAUUUCUCUAUAGUGGGAGGAGUCCUUUAGGCUGGAAUUAUUUCCUUGAGAACGAGGCUAGAGAAAUUGCUAGAUAUGCAGAUAAGCUUGACGAAGUAGCUACAGAGUGCUCCUUGUAUCUCUUAUCAUUAAACUCUCAGGGAGGCAACAUUGUGGACUAUGGUUGGCCCACCCAUGCUUCUAGUUAUUGGGUAUGUGAUGGGAUUAUACAGGGAGGUCAGGGUGAGGAAGCAUGGGAGGCUGCAGCUGCUCUACAUCACCAAAUAUGUAUAAAGGACUAUUCAUCUAAUACAGUGCCCUCUUUUGGCUGUGAACUGAAGACUCCUCCGAAGCGGUGGAUAUUGGCCAGGGGCAACUCUGAAACACAUGCAAGGACAAAAACAGACACAAUGAGUUUUCAUCCAGAGUCGACAUCCCUUUUCCUCGUAGCAAUCGCAAGCGGAUCUGAUCCUCCAUUGUGGUCAUUAUCUAAUGACAUGUUUCAUCAAUCGAAGAAUCUUCAUGUGCUCAAAUUAUGCGGCUGCACCUUCAGUUUUACAUGUCCACCUUUUCAUUGUUGCCGCAACUUAAGAUUCCUCGGGUUAGAUAGCUGCCAGAAUAUACGACCAGAAGAAGAUGAGAAGCCAGAUAUAGUAACAAUGGAUUUUGUUAAGAGCCUAUGGGUGAUAGACAUAUGCCAUACAGAUUGGGAUCUGCCCUCGUCACCAGAGAUAAUAGAGCAGAUGGCUGCAAAUAUGAGGGAAGUACAUAUAAAGAAUGGAAGGUUUUGGCAUAACAUUUCUGUAUGGGGACAACUACAUAAUCUACGCAAGCUUCGCAUAAUUGAUCCUACUUGCACUUUGGAAACAGGCGAAAAGAAUGAAUUCAGGUUUUUUCCCAGCUUGUCAAGAUCAACUAGCCUCAGGACUCUAGUUCUAGAUGGUUGUGUUAGUUUGGAGAAAAUUGAAGGACUACCCCUAUCACUCGAAGUAUUCAGCUUAGUUGCAGGAGUAAGAAAGGAUGAUUGCCAGGAAGCCAAAAUAAGCUGCAUCUCCUUGGUUGGUUGUGCAAGAUUAUCUGACUUCACACUUCAUGGAUCACUUCCAAACCUUGAGGAGCUUGACCUCUCAGGCACAAGAGUCAAGACACUUGACCUCACAACUCAGGCUGUGCAUGUCCCAUGUCUCCAACGAGUUGUGUUGUUGGGAUGUGAGCAACUCCGAGCUAUCCUUUGGCCAAAAAAGGGGAUGGCCCAACUAAGUUUGCUUUGCAUUGACACUCGAGGAGAAGAGAUGACGAGAACACUACCAGUUUUUGAGAAGUUAAAAAAGGGUCAUUGUCAAGCAUAUGUUGCUAUGAUGGACAUGAAAUUUAUUCAAUUGUUGGUGCUCACAAGUUCCAACAUGUUUUGGAAUUCUGACACUUAUAUGUUUAGUCUAAAUCUCUGCAUAUCUGCUUGUGGACAGUGUAACAAGAAGGAGAUGGAAUCAAGUAGCCAUGGGAAAAUAUUGGGGCCAGCCCAACCAAAGUCAUUAAUCACCAAUCCUUCUCAAUGCCCCUACAUUGAUAUAUAUAUUGAUGACAUAACUAUUGAUCAUGACUAUAAUAGUGCAUCACAAUUUCGGCCGUCGGGCUGCCAUGUGGAGAUUGGUGAGGGGAUUAGCAACACUGGCAUGGAGAGCAUACAAGGAAAUAAGGCUAUAUUCUAUGUGAUGGAGAAGGCUGAGUCAUUGGAUGUGCACGAUAAUUCUUCCAUCGCCACUGUUAUCCCUGAACUUAUGAUGUCUACAGAACAACAGAAACUUACAUGGAAACAUCUGAAAUCUUGUCACGUGGUGAGAUGCCCUAAGAUGCAUACGGUCUUCGAUACUAUGUGUAGGUACUCUAAAUUUCAAGAACUACUGAACAUUUGGGUGUCUGAUCUCUUGAUGACCCAAAGCAUUUGGAGCAAACAUUGGACAUCGGAUCAUGAAGACCAUUAUUCCUUUGUGAAACUACAGAGGAUACACCUGUUCUCUUGCCCAAGGCUCAAAUUUGUCCUCGUGAUGUCUAGGUUAUACACCUUGAGAAGCUUGGAGAUCCUCCACAUCGUAUUUUGUGGUGAUCUAAGGCAGGUGUUCCCGGUGGAGCCAGAGAUUAUGCCACUGAUAACUAGAUCCUGGCAUAUCAAUAGCCGGUGCCCUAAAGGUGCACUGGAAUUCCCAAACCUGAAGCAUAUCUACCUACAUGAGCUCCAUAAGCUGCAAGAUAUAUGCGAAGCCAAGAUGUUUGCUCCCAAGCUUGAGACAUUCAAGGUGAGGGGAUGUUGGGGUCUCAGGCGCCUCCCUGCAACUGGUCAAGAAAGCCGCCCCGUCGUGGACUGCGAGAAGGACUGGUGGGAGAAGUUGGAGUGGGACGGGCCGGAGGCCGGCCACGACCCUUCGCUCUUUGUUCCUCGCCACUCGGCAUAUUACAAGAAGAAGCUGCCUAGAGCCUCAGUUCUCCGGUGA
Triticum turgidum subsp. durum (durum wheat) is the source of this 3021-nucleotide messenger RNA. Lineage: Eukaryota; Viridiplantae; Streptophyta; Magnoliopsida; Poales; Poaceae. The record is from the annotation of a GenBank genome assembly.